CCUUGUCUGAGUGGUGCCGUCUACGUGGAGCGAGGUUGGGAAUUCCUCGUUCAUCAGUUAACGUCAAGAAGUCGAAAAUGGCGCUCACAGCGACGCUGUGUUUCGCGUUUUGCGGAAUAUUUUUUGGAAUAAUAUCUAAUCUGAUGGCUUUUCCUUCGAAUCCUGUCGAGCUCUUUGGCUUCAAGAAGCAGGUUCGAAGAUGGGCUGACACUUUGGAUUUUAGUUUGGCGGAUUAUGUACGCAUGAAUUCUGGGAUAGAUAAAUUGGUUCAGGAAUAUAACAAAUUUGAAAGUUAUGCUCGGUUCACUCGCGUGGACAGGGAGGGGAUAGCCAAACAAGUAGCCAGUGAUUUGCAAAAACUUUUACAUAGAAAGAUGCAAUUCCUUGAGAAAAAUGUGGCAGCAGCAGAAAGAUUUGCAGCAGCUCAUAAAACCAAUGAUUCAUUAAAGAUCACCGAUGUGGAGUAUGUUGCUGCCAAGAAAGUCAGUGCUAAUGACACAAGGUUCACUUUUAGUCCGCAGUUCAAGCAAAAAGUGGCUGAAAACUUCUCCAGUGUCCAUAUACCAGUGGAGAUAUAUGAAGGAGAUUCAAAAAUUCUGAAUGGCCUGAAAUGGUCGGCGCACUUAGAUGAGAUAUGGAUGGCAAACAGAAAAGAAGAUCCAUCACUCCUUUGGCAAUACUUUGGCAGUCAAGCGGGAUUCAUGAGAACAUUGCCAGCAAGCAAAUGGCGAGGUGAAGGUGUUGACCUGUAUGAUGUUCGAAGAAGAACCUGGUACACACAAGGUUCAAGCUCACCAAAGGAUAUGCUCAUUCUCAUUGACACGAGUGGGAGUGUCCACGGUCAAGCCCUACAGCUGAUGAAGGUGGCUGUUAAAUCAUUACUGGACACACUUGGAGAAAAUGAUUUUGUCAAUGUUGCUUAUUUUAACAAAGAAGUCCACUUCAUAUCAUGUUUUGAUACAUUUGUUCAGGCAAACCACAGAAAUAAACAGUUGUUGAAUGUCCGUAUAGAUUCACUGGCGGCUGGAGAAAUGGCUAGCUACAACAAAGCUCUUGAGUUUGCAUUUAAACAAUUUAAAAAGUUCCGUCAGACAGCUGUCAAGGGUCAGGGAGCACAGUGCAAUGAAGUCAUUAUGCUGUUGACGGAUGGUGGUACAGAGAUGCCAGAAGACGUCUUCAAGAAGUACAACUGGCCAAAAAUGGAUACUGCACAAAAUCAUAAAAGUAAUGAUGCAAAGGUUCGAGUGUUCACAUACGCUGUCGGUCCAACAGCCACUCCACUGGCUGCUGUGAAGUGGAUGGCAUGUUCAAAUAGAGGUUAUUUUUCACGUAUUCCUGCAAUGGGUGCCAUUAGAACAAAAGUGCAAGACUAUGGGCCAGUAGUUGCCAGACCCUUAGUGUUGGCAGGUUCACGCUACUACCAUUGGAGUAAUAUAUAUUCAGAUGCGCUCUCGGGCAGUUCACAUUCAUUUCAUCAUUCCUCAAAGAAAGGAAACUCCGGCUUGGGCAUGAUGACCACCGUUACCUUACCAGUCUACGACAGAGGUAGCAAUUCAUCUAAUAAUCAGACCAUUUUGGGUGUGAUGGGUAUUGAUGUCACUACGAAAGAGAUGGAGGCCCAUGUUCCAAUAGAAAAGCUUGGACCCAAUGGUUAUGGAUUUUCAAUCAAUGCAAAUGGCUACAUAGUCUUCCAUCCAGAUCUCAAGGCCCAGAAAGGCUGGCUGAAGGACCCUCCCAAUGUUGACUUCCUCGAAAUAGAGGUGGGAAAUGAAGAAAAGGAAGAGCUUCGUAAUGACAUGAUCCAAGCUAAGGCGGGGGAGCAACUUCUUGAGACAUUCGUCAUUGCAAAAGACGAGCUUUAUAUACGUAAGAAGCAGCGAUACUACACACAUCAACCUAUCCCAAACACAACAUUCAGUAUUGGUAUUGUAACUCCAAAAGGAUAUGAAAAAUACAUAACAAUCCGAAAGAGUAUACCAGACGGCACCGAGUACUUGGUGUCCAAUGAUGCAGGGAUACUCAUCGCACCGUGGGACUAUUGUGUUAAUAUAUCAAAGUCCUUAUUUGAGGCAAAUGGGGUGGAUGCGGUGGACAUUCUCAUCAAUGCUACCAAUGAUACACCGAAAAAAUGUGACUCCCCCAUACUCCGCCAUCUCUAUUGGGAUGCCAUGGCCACCAAGGGAAUGGAGCCUGUUUGGAAAGAUAACGAUAAGUUUGAAAAAGAGAUAGAUUCCUUCUUUGCUGCAACAAGUGGUGGUCUCCUGAGGGUUUACCCGAUUAAUGCAACAGGGGAGUAUGAUGUCUACCGAGACCCGCACAAGUCAGCAUAUUUUCACCGCAUUCUGGACGAUCCAGAAUUAACAUUAUUCAUACCACCAUAUAGUACUUCAGUGCCUUCAGAUCCAAAUGCAACAGCACCAGCAAUAAUGGCCGUACGUGCUGCCACUCUCUUUAGGGAAAAGUUCAAAGGAGCCGCUGCGGGUAUUAAAAUCAGGAGUGAGACGAUCAAGAGAAUGUUGCUGUCAGACACCGUCGGAUACUGCAACGAUCAGGACAAGACUGUCUGUUAUCUCAUUGACAAUGGUGGUUUCAUGGUCGCCACUAACCAGGAUGAUAAGGAGAUGAAGAUUGGUCAGUUCUUAGGUCAAGUUGACCCGACGUUGAUGACCUUUCUCUAUAAUGAAAGUGUAUUUGAUAGAGUUAUUCACUAUGAUUACCAAGCGUCAUGUCCUAAAAAAGAUGAUUUACCUAGCGCCGGUCCAAGAUCUAUUUUUAUUCCCUCCAUUCCAUUUUUUGAACUCCUGUCCAUAAACUGGUGGACUAGCAAAGUAGCAUGGGCAUAUGCUAGUUUUAAUGUGUAUAAUUGGCUAUUUGGAGAUCUAAUGUAUACAGGUGUUUAUGCAGCAGACAUGGAUGAAGAAGUAGCAGACAAUGUUAGCUGCAUCACCAGAGGGGCGCACUAUUACUUCACAGAUUUGGGGAAUAACAUUUACCAGUCUACCAUUGAAUGUGAUAAUUGCACGAGGCAAUAUUAUGCAGCUCGACUGCUCAACACUAACUUAAUGUUAGUCAUCACCGAGCCCGAGUGCUUUGAAUGUCAGCAUAUUCCGCCUAUUCAAGCUCCAAAGGAAGAUGGCGGUCCUGAUAUUUGCAAGGUGCGUCCUCGGUACAGGAAGAGGCCAGGGGACUGCCAUAGCUGGGAUGCUGCUGAAAAUACAACGGAUUGUGGUGCUUGUUCGAACGUACGCGGGUCCUUCAUCAUCGUCUUCUUCGUUUCUCUUCUGGCACUCAUAUCCCUACGUGAGACGUGAUAGCUAAUUCCUGCCAAAUAGAUUAGUCAUGAUCAUUUCUGGUGUGCAGUUUGGUAAUGGCAUGGUUACCUCCUAUGGAGCACCAUUUGGUGAAGCGUUGUGCGAUAAUGUGAUAAGGAAUUCCAAGGCCAGUACAUGUUGACAGAUUUUUGUCACUGGGUGUGAAAAAUACCUACAGGUUGGCCUCGAGGCAAAAAUCUGCGAAAAGGAGUUGAUAGUGUGUGGGUAUUUCUCAUUGCAUAAUUUUGGUGUGAAACUUAUUUCUAUUAAACUGAACAAGCUGGCAGUUAAUUGACUCAAUCUACUGGCCAAUCUUGAAUCAUGUUGCCGUUAAUUUUAACCCAAACAAAGUGAAUAAGUACAACUAUGGACAAGACUAAGCUAAUGAAUCUUUUGUCGUGAAUGCAUGCAUCAUUUUUUUAACCCAACCGAUGCCAAACUAGGAGUUUUCAUAAAACCAUGUUCAUAUAUGUAUGUAUCUUAAGUUUUACUCUUUGCACUGUAAUGAAAUUUAUAAUUAUGCAAUGUAAAAAAGUUUGGGUGUAUUGUAUGUAGAUUUCUUCCUCGCACUGGUCCGUGUUGCCAUUUUAGAAUUUCAGGGAUGGUGUUGUCAGCUUUCUUUUUGACUAUCCCCUAAAUAAUGUACCUCCUAAGACACCUCCAUGAAUGGGUAGCAGAAGUUGUAAUUAUUGGUGUCCGUUAAGUUAUUUGAUCUCAGUUAUGUAUUUCGUUUAAAGAAAACCAAUUGGUAUACAUGUGACCGGCAUGACUGAAAAUUGAAAUAAACUGAGUCGCAGUCCAGUAUGAAACUAGACACUUUGAAGAUAUUUUCAAUUCAAAUGACUGCAAAAUUGGUUUGUCAAAGUGGCGACAAGAAUCCCAAUUAAAUCAUGAAUUUUGUCUUCCCACAUCUUCCUGUCUCCCUAAAUAUAGGAAAUAUAUGUUAAUUCCUUCGCAGCAUUGAUCAAUUUGGGUCUUCACUCCCCUCCCCUCCUCUCCUCUCAAAUUAAAUUUUUUAAAAAUAAAUUCUUCCUUUGAAUGAUUUAAAACAUGCGUUUCGUGAAGUGACUUGUACCCAUGGACGGGUUAUUAAGUUCGACUACAGUUCAAACACCCACUAACAUCCGGUUAACCCUUUCGUCCUCUGCAGCGCGUGCAAUGAUUUGUGAGGUGAUUCAAGUUCGUAUACCAUGCAGUUAAAGCCGGAAAUAGUCACGCCCGGAAUCCUUUGGCGGACGUCCAAGGCGGUAACCAAUUGACGCGACAUUAUUGCGUAAGAAGAUAAUUGUGUUGGCAAAAGACUAGUCCAAUCUUUUGUGACUGGUGAAAUUGAGAGUGCACUUCUCCCCUUUAAAAUUCGUUGGAGAAAAAGGCGGGCGGGUCUAUUGUGGGCCGUAACCGGUAGAGUGUUUUUCAUAUCGCUCUGGCCAAAGGUACUUAGUUGAACUCUGGAUUGUAACCAGAUCACAUUUACCAAAAGGUGUUGCACAGGCCAACCAAUGCUGAAAAAACAGAGUAUAGCUCUUUCAUGCUCUCAACUAAAACCGGCUACUCAGGGCUGUGUAACUUGUGAUCACACUAUUACAAUUCAGUGACAAGAGGUCAGCCAAGUACCUUUGGCGAGAUCUAUCUGAAAAAUACUACGUACACUUUCGAUUUGACACCGAAAGGCACUCCUUUCAGUUCCUAUCGCCCAUCGGUUUCACCAGCCACGAAGAUUUCCGGCAAGUCUAUUGCGGCCCGUAACUAUUUGAAUUACCACACUGAUGGUGCAUUAAAAAUUAGAGGACCAGGGAAGCAUGCGUCAUGCAUGUAGUCUGUCUGUUGCCGCUUGCCAUCACCAACACCUACCUACUGAGAUAUAGCAGGCAAGUAAAAAUAAUUUUUUAGUUUUCGUCGCAAUCCACUCCGAUAUUGGCCGCCGCCCCAUCAUAACACAUGGCGUUUUAAAUCCGAUUACACAUGCGCUACCCGUGCUAACAGCAUUUCCGUUAUAUGAGUAAAAAAGCGUUUUUUUGUGAGUUCAUGAAUUCCGAGUGUAUGAUAGUGUUGGUAGAAUAAUCUGGUUCUUUCUUGCUUUUUUAAUGCAGUAGUUAAUGCAAACCCUCUGCAUGUAUCCCCACUAAUAUUGUGUCAGAGAAAUCCGACCAGUAGUUUGCGCUCCAGAGCCCAUAACACAAGGUUCGCAUUGACCGCUGUAUAGACAGUUAUUGUGACAUUAAGAGUGUAUUUUUGAGCCAUUUGCAUUGCGGAGAGUUUAAUUUUACAUUGAUGUUAAUAUGGAAAAAUGUACAUAUAGUAAUUCCUUUUAAACUGGAGCUAUUAGUUAUUAAGUAUCAUCAUUGUUCAGGCGUUCUUUGCAAUUUCAUAAAAAAUAUGAGAAAAAACAUAAAAUUUGUCUCUAUCCAAAAUAUGAAGAAAAAAAAUCAUCUGUAUAUAGUUGUAUAUACGAUUGAGAAGAGUUUUUGAAGUACAAUCAUGAGUGUGUGAUAAUUUGUGAUGAUGCGACAGGAUGAUUUCCUGUGUGUAAUGACAGUGGGGAUUUCUACUGUAUUAAAUCUUCUCAAAAAUCAUCCAAACUGAAGGUGUAUGUUCACCGUCGCUACAAUAACGGGUUGACUAGCUUGGCCCGGAACGAACUCCUUUAUAACUGCGAGGCCUAAGUCCUCCAUCUGUACCAGAGAAAAAGGGGAUUUCAUCACUGGCAUCAUUUAAAUGUAUAGUAUGUUAUACCUCAUAAUCGAAUUGCCAAAAUGACGUCUUAUCAGUGUCCGUGAAAGACUGAAGGUACGGUACAAUGUACGAUGAAUUCCGCGUUUUUUUAUUCCUUUCACGCGCGUUAUCAAUACCGACAUUAUGCAGUUCCGGUAUCCUCCCUCUGGUGCUUGGAGUUUUCUGACGACUAUGUUGUUUCACACUUGCAAAACGAUAACAUGGUAAUCUGUCCCCUGCCGGUACUGUUAUCUGUCGUUACCCGUGAGGUCAGUAUAUCGAAACUGUACUACGAGGAUGAUAGUAUAAUAUGCUGAUGAUAAUACUACUAUACAGCGUGUAUCUAUAAAAAAAUUAUGCUCUUUAAAAAUCUGUGGUUGUAUUGUUCAUUUUUGAACACUUGGAAAAUCUACAGUUAAAUUAAGUAAAGACACUAUCCUCCCAACCAAACCAGUCCUAAAGGCUUGCCAGAUUUACAGGGUGUUGCAAAAUAAACAUCUGCUGUCAAUUCUUUUAAAGUGUGUCAUUUCUAUUGAUACUCUCAUUGUAAAAUAUCUAUUUGUAUAUAAUUUGUUUAACCCAGGAUGUAAAUGACGCUUUUAAAAUAAUUGUUAUCCAAAUCUGUGGCUUUUUAAAAAGGAAAGCUACGGUAUAUGUUUUCAUGUUCUUUGUAUAGAGUGUAUCUUGUAUAGUUUGUGUAUAUAAUGACAUUGUUGACAUGUGUAUAAGUUGAUGACAGUGUACAGUUUGUUUUGACAGUAUAUGUCCAUGACAACGCGAAGCUGAUUGUCGAUCUUUGUACUCACCUGAAUUCCUACUUUAAUGCAAAGUGUGUUAUAAUGGUGGUAUAAGGUCACUAUAUGUAUUUCCUUCGAAAAAUAGAGGUCAGUUCCAUAAUUUUCAAAUCAUGCUGAUUCAGGUAUUUAUCAAGCGUUGGCCAUGAGUUUCAAGUCAUUGGCACUGAAUAAUCUUUUUUUCAGAAAGUCGAUUGCAAAAUUUGAGAUAGUGUUGCGGGUUAAGGAUAGGUUUAACCUAAGUUGAAUUCUGUUUUUGUACUCUUCUUCGGUAACUGAAAAAGGCUGUGACAGGUCUAGAUUUUGUGCUAUGACACGCAAAAAUCAAGUUGUGCGGUUUCAUUGACAAUAUCAGUAGGGAACUGGGCUGAGCUUUCAUAGAGAAUCACAUUGGUAUGUGACUUAUGAAAGGGAGACUUCUGUGCUUUAAAAUGGCAGGUUCUUUUCGUCCAUUCAGUCCUAAGGGUUUGAAUCACAACCUGUGAAAAUUGUACAUCUCUGGAAACUCAGAAUUAUGUCAGUUUGAAUACUACAAUAUAGAAUGUAAUUAACGAACAAAGUCCUCUGAAUAUAACGAAAUUCCCAUCAAAACCACGGAUGCACAAGAUAGAGGCCUUCACGCAUCAUGCAAUACAUUUUGUUUCAAAAAUGUGAAUAUUGAACCUGGAAUUCACCCUUCUUCCGACACCCAGUAAAACCAGUUGUUUGUUGUGAAAUUUUCAUUUGUUCAAUUUGAAAUCAUGAAUUAAUAAAACUGUGUACAAAAUUACA
Messenger RNA from Lineus longissimus, 7588 nucleotides. RefSeq names its product voltage-dependent calcium channel subunit alpha-2/delta-2-like. The transcript has 39 exons. Gene Ontology annotation, molecular function: voltage-gated calcium channel activity. The record is from RefSeq and is a predicted model, not a curated record. Bases 78 to 3311 code for a protein of 1077 amino acids. NCBI's taxonomy places the organism in Eukaryota, Metazoa, Nemertea, Pilidiophora, Heteronemertea, Lineidae. Gene Ontology annotation, cellular component: voltage-gated calcium channel complex.